Messenger RNA from Fusarium fujikuroi IMI 58289, 1764 nucleotides. RefSeq lists its product as uncharacterized. Bases 1 to 1764 code for a protein of 587 amino acids. Gene Ontology annotation, cellular component: nucleus. The record is from RefSeq and is a predicted model, not a curated record. Lineage: Eukaryota; Fungi; Ascomycota; Sordariomycetes; Hypocreales; Nectriaceae. Gene Ontology annotation, molecular function: transcription cis-regulatory region binding; DNA-binding transcription factor activity, RNA polymerase II-specific; zinc ion binding. Gene Ontology annotation, biological process: positive regulation of transcription by RNA polymerase II. The transcript is spliced from 5 exons.
AUGGGAGACGUUGAGACUGAGGCAAAGACCCGCCUGAAGAGAACGAGGACAGGGUGUUUCAAGUGCAGGGUACGAAGACGGAAGUGCGAUGAAGGGAAACCUUCGUGUCAACGUUGCGUUGAUGGAGGGUUCGAGUGUCAAUAUGGAACCAAGCUGUCAUUUCUUCAAAAGAAUGCGAAGACGUCUUCGGGUCCCCGUAACGCAAAACAAUCGUAUGCUAAGCUGAGGUUUGUUGUGCCAGAAACAGCAACAAAGUCUGGUAUACACGCACAUCAUAACGAAUCCACCUUGAGCGAGGCUGAGAAGACAGAGUGUUCAUCUAUAGAGGUAGAUACAACUGUUGCUACGCGCAAGAUUCAACAAACAACCCCACCCGAGCCGCCUGCUCUGCUUCCGUCGCCAGCGAUAAUCAGUCCCAGCAUCGAAACUUAUGUCACAUCUCCUCAAGCCCCUUCUCAUAGUCUACAAGACUCUGUAGACUUCAAUCUCGUCAUUUCACCCUCCAAUGCAGCGUAUGAAACUGCCCUCGACGGACUCCUCGCUCUUGGUAACGACCACUAUGUAUCCCCUUCAGCACCUACAGUGUCUCAAACCGGCAUCAAUGGGGGACUGUUUGGACAACUUCCACAGAAUGUGCAACUCGAAGUGAGAGAUCAGCCUCGUGAAUAUGCUUUCCCCAAUUGUCUUCAUAUGCCACAGGAUCGUGCUGUUGAGCUACUACGACAUUACAGAUACAAUAUUGCGCCUUGGCUUGAUAUCAGCGAUCCUGACCAGACAUUUGGGUUGUUUGUCCCACGCGUUGCUAUGGACUCUAUUUCUGUUCUCGACUCUGUCCUCUCCCUCACUUUGGAAACUCUUGGAGAUGGUACCCAGCUCGAUCUAAAUGAGCAGCCCUUGCUACCUGAUACAAGCACUUCCAGCAUCGAAAUUCUUUGCCGCGUCCUGGUCUUCACCUUUACCACCCUCCGCCGACAGUUCGCCACACAACCAACUUCCUGGUUAAGCCCGUCCAAGAGCACAGACUAUGAGACAAUCAACUCGACUCCUUUCCAAUUACAUCACCCUGCCGCCGCGCUAGCUGUGUCUUGGAUGAUCCUACGCCUGGGUGUUUCUGUCGGUCUUAUGAACGGCUCUUCAGUCCCUAUACCCUGCAUCGUCUCUCGCGAAGUUUCUUCACCUAUGGGCAUUCUGAGUAGAGAACCACACAGAUGCGGGCGAGAGCCUGUUCUUUUGUGUGGCGAAGUCCUCAAUUAUUGCUUCGGGGGUGAUAUUCAGACUGAUCCUGACACAAUCCGCCUUCCGGCCGCCCACAGAUGGAAAGGAUUUUCUGAAGCUCUUCAUAAGUGGUACUCAAACCGCCCCCCAGACUUCAAACCCAUGCUCGAGACUGAAGACGGCGAACAACUCUUCCCUCUGGUGCUCUUUACCAAUGGGGCAGCAAUCUUGGCAAACCAGCUGUACCAUACGUCGAUGCUGUUGCUUCUACUGAAUCGGCCACGUACCCUCCCGAAGGAGCAUGGCCGAAACAUCUAUCUGUCGCCGCUGUGGCAUGCUCAGCGAAUCUGUGGUAUCAGCCUGAAUAAUGACACGCGGACCAACUGGGACUUUAGCUUGCUGGCGUCUUUUUAUUUUGCUGCUAAGCGGAUGACCUAUGAACCCCAGCAGCACGCUAUUCUGCGUGGAAUUGACCGCAUUGGGUCGUUGACAGGAUGGAACGUGAACUCAUUAUCAGCGCAACUCAUGCAUGAGUGGCAGCCAGACUGA